AUGGAGGAACACGGAAGGCUCACAAGAAGUAUGAUACCUCCGAAAUUACAGAAGAAGGUCCAGGUUGUCCGUAACAAGGACAAGAGCAAACGCCGAGCAAGAGUAACGUCUCCUGUGAGGAUGACCAGUUGCAUCUUCAAAAGUUCUAUGACUAGAAUAACUUCCCAUCCCGAGAAUACCACCAGGCACGGACAAGAAGAGAACCUGGAGAAACCCCAGCAGCUCUGCGCAUUCAGGAGACUGCAGGAACAUUACAUCGAAGACGGUACAGGGAAUCUGUUAGGCCCACUGUGUCUUUCAAACCCCGCAAGACGAACUGCACGAGGGAUGCAGGCUGGAGCCAUCGUUCCUAGUGGUGUCAACGAUCUGCACACUUCACAGUGCACCUCUGUCCAAUCUCCGAGGUUAGGAGGAAUAGUGCGGGCGGCUCUUGAGCAGUCGCCAUCUACAUCCUACAGUCAAGGGGUGACAAUGCCAAUGGCUCUUGAACUGUCGCCAUCUAUUAACAUUCAACAAAUAACUCCUGCGGAUAUCCGGAGACAGUACCGGAGGGUGGCGAAUGCCCGGAAGAGACUGGCGGAGGCCUUAGAAUUGGAUAGGCUUGCCAGGCAGGAAGAGAACAUGGGGGAACAGAGCGACGAUGAGGACUCUGAGGACUAA
Molecule: messenger RNA, 660 nt
Organism: Myodes glareolus (Bank vole)
Lineage: Eukaryota; Metazoa; Chordata; Mammalia; Rodentia; Cricetidae
Product: methyl-CpG-binding domain protein 3-like 3
Source: RefSeq, a predicted model, not a curated record